AGAGUGGACGGUUAUCAGGAAACGUUACCACACAAGAAUAUAAUAUUCGUUAACACCACUGGUCUGAUAUUCACUAUGACAUCACACGGUACAGUACCGUUUACCAUUCUUACGUGUGUCACCGUUGCUCUGGUGCCUGGCGACGAUGCAUCAAUGACGACAAUGCCAUCUUCUAUGGACACGCCCAUCCCAAUUCCGAUCAUGGACUGGCAAGAUCCCCGCCCAUUUCGUGGUUUUGGCCGUGUAUUCCGACCCUCCCGAUGCCUGAUGGGGUGUCGGUUUGGCAACGCCCCGUCUGACUGUACGUGUCCACGUCGACCAGAAUAUACCUGUGCUCAAUUGAAAUGUACAGAUGACAAGGUGUGUAAGGUGUUGUUUGGCCGAUUCCCCCGCUGUGUUAGAGAACAGGCAGGUAAGUCGCACAGCGUCUCCAAAUGAUCGUAGCUUAACGAUAGUA
Molecule: messenger RNA, 457 nt
Organism: Haliotis rufescens (red abalone)
Lineage: Eukaryota; Metazoa; Mollusca; Gastropoda; Lepetellida; Haliotidae
Exons: 4
Coding region: 76-438 (120 amino acids)
Source: RefSeq, a predicted model, not a curated record